Zophobas morio is the source of this 4491-nucleotide messenger RNA. RefSeq names its product collagen alpha-1(I) chain-like. The record is from RefSeq and is a predicted model, not a curated record. The coding region runs from base 70 to 4470 and encodes 1466 amino acids. Lineage: Eukaryota; Metazoa; Arthropoda; Insecta; Coleoptera; Tenebrionidae. The transcript is spliced from 5 exons.
CGAGUGCGAUAUCUUCUAGGGGACACCAUGUCAAGGGUCACUCAUAACCAGGAAUAGAUUCAGCAUUUAAUGAUAGGCCAGCUGAUGGUCAUUUACUCCAUGGCGCGCUUAAUUUUGAUUUGUGUCAUAGUGGGUGCUCAGACUUGUGCCGUUUUUGCCCAGGAUGGGGUUGUCUCCAAUGCCGAAGACCCGUCCCAACUCAACUCCAUACACAAAGCCAGCUCAAAAUCGCGGACUUUGUUUGAUUAUCAAACCCGAGUGGUGGCCUACAAGGACCUGAUCGAGUCGCGAUGUUUACUUGGGUUCAUAAAGGGAGGGGAGAGCUUCGUCGGGCAAUUUUCCGACACCUCCACGAUGGAAAACCUGACCAAGAACUUCCUCAUGGCCGAAAACCAGCUGUCCAAACGACAAAUUCUCACGAUUGGAGGAUCCAGAAUUGUGGAAUUCUGUCGCGGCUUUCCCACUUUUCUCAUCCACGAGCUGUCCAGCGACCAUCAAAACAGCAUCGUGCCGGAAUUCGAAUCUGAAGGUGGCGCGACACGGGCGAAACGUUCCACGAGCCACUUUUUCGUGGGGAGGGUGAGGGGGCAAACGCAGUCCCAGUACUUGAAUUUUGGAAAUAGUAAAGACCCGGGGAAAGCUGAAGCUGAGUCUUCGUACGGAAGCUCGAAGGCUGUAGUCAGUGGUAGUAGUGGAAUGGGGCAGGCCCAAAGCCAAAGUAUCCCAGUUGGGUGUGACGACUGCUAUGGGCAAGAUCAAGGUUUACAAUAUGGGAGAACUAACGGGCACUUGGAGUAUCCUGGGGCUCAGUAUCAAAGGCCAGGACGACCGGGAUACCCAAACGGAGGGGUGGAUCAUCCAGGUUAUCCGAGUGUACGCCCUGGAGAGAAACCUGGCUAUCCCAAUGGGCACCCUAACGGGAAACCAGCACAUACUGGAUAUCCUGACGGAGGUGCCGGAGGAAGACCGCAACCUGGAUAUCCUGACGGAGGUGCCGGAGGGAGACCGCAACCUGGAUAUCCUAACGGUGGUGCCGGAGGGAGACCGCAACCUGGAUAUCCCGAGGGAGGUAACGGGGGCAGACCCACAGGACCGCAAGUCCCAACACAACCUGAGUAUCCUGAAGGACGCCUCAAUGGGAGACCAACGGGACCACAGAUACCUGGAUAUCCUAACGGAGGUACCGGAGAGGGACCGCACGUUCCAACACAACCUGAGUAUCCUGAAGGACGCCCCAAUGGAAGACCAACAGGACCACAACAACCUGGAUAUCCUGAGGGAGGUACUGGACCCGCCGGACCGCACGCGCCAACACAACCGGUGUAUCACAAUGGACGUCCCAAUGGAAGAGUACCUGGAUAUCCCGAGGGAGAAAGACCCACAGGACCACAAGUGCCAACACAACCAGAAUAUCCCGAAGGAGGUGCCGGAGGGACCCCCACUGGAACACUACCUGGAUAUCCUAUCAACGGGAGACCAACAGGACCGGCACAACCUGGAUAUCCCGAAGGAGGUAACGGAGGACAGCAAGUACCACCACAGACGGGGUAUCCGAGAUUGCCGGGAGACCGACUGGGACCAUAUACGGUUCCACCGGGGUACCCGGGAUACCCACGUCCUGGCCAAAAACCAUCAGUACCACAAGUACCACCACAGACUGGUUAUACGAGAGAAGAUCAAUAUCCUGGGCAAAGACCAACAGGUCCACCUAAACCCGGAGAACCAGGUUACCCGGGAUAUCCCCAUGGAGAAGUUCCCGGAUAUCCGCCGCAACCUGUAGGACCUUCAGACUAUCCAAGUAUUUCAGGACAACCUGCAUAUCCAUUACCGCCUGGACACUGGCCUGGAAGGGGUCAUCCAGGUGGGAAAUUUAGUGGUCAAUUCGCUGGAGAUUACCUUCACCAAGCUGCUCAAGGAGGUCGAUUUUCGGGAACGUUUGCUGGAGAGUACGAAGCUUACCAGAAUGGUAGAGCUAAUGGGAGGUUCGGAGAAACGGAAACCGUAACGGGUGGAACAAAAUAUCCCGGAGGUCACAAAGUUCCGGAAAGGAUAACGUAUCCGGGAUUACCUGGAAGCCAACAGGUUUAUCCAGGAGCACAACCAGGGGGUAAUGGAAGACCGUUUAUUCCUGGAUCUGAUGUUGGAGGGCAACCAGGUUAUCCAGGUACAGGAAAACAGCCGGGUUACGUUCCAGGACAGCAAACGGGUUAUCCGGGACAACCUUAUCCUGCCGGUCCGGGACAACUACCAAGUGUACCCGGACAACAACCAGGUUAUCAGAGAAUUCCGGGCCAACAAUCGGGCUAUCCUGGCGUCACGGGACAAGUACCUGGUGUUUCUGGACAACAACCAGGGUAUACGGCCAUUCCGGGCCAACAACCAGUUUAUCCUGCCGGUCCGGGACAAGUACCAAGUAUCCCCGGGCAACAAACAGGUUAUCCGGGAAUUCCGGGCCAACAACCAGGUUAUACGGGCGUCCCAGGCGUGCAUCCAGUCCCACAACCAGGUCUUCCGGGCUAUCCAGGUGUUUCAGGCUAUCCGGGCGUCCCAGGUCAAGAGUCGGGCUAUCCGGGAGUACCAGGUGUACAAACAGACUAUCCGGCAGCCCCAGGUGGACCACCUAUCCAUACGGGAGUACAAAACGGAUAUCUGCCAACUCCUGGCGGACAAAACGGCUAUCCGGGAGUCCCAGGCGUUCAAUCGGGCUACCCAGGAACCGCAGGCGCACAACCCGGCUAUCCAGGAGUUCCAGGCGCACAACCCGGCUAUCCAGGAGUUCCAGGCGCACAACCUGGCUACCCAGGCGUUCCAGGAACACAACCCGGCUAUCCUGGAAUUCCGGGUCAGCAACCAGGUUACACACACGGAAUUCCACCAGGUGGCCAACCGCCAUAUUCAGGAGGGUCGGGCUACGGCGGAGACGUCGAUGUGUACGGUCGCCCCGGCGAAGGCCCCAUGCGCUUCACAGAGGGCGAACAAGUCGACGACUCCGACUCCCAAGUCCUCACUUCCGUCCAACAAAAAAACAACGAAACUCUGGCUAGCGCGUCUGCGCAAGGUAGAUUCCAAGGAGGUACAGCGCAAUCCCAAGUGUCAGGUACCUACUCAGGCUCAGGUUCCUUCAACGCUUUAGCCGGGAGCGACGACGGGAAAAGAGGUGCCCUAACUCAAGUUUCUGGAGGCAAAGAAGGCGCGCAGAGCGCCGCACAAGGUAGGGGUGGUUUAGGGCAAAGUCAAGCUCAAGUUCAAUUGGCUUCAGAGACCGGUGACACGAUUUCGAGCGCACAAACAGCAGGGUGGAACCACGGUAGUCAGACCCAAGUACAGGCCAGUGGUAAAGGCGGAAUGUCGGAUGCCCAGGCCAACGGUCCCGGUAGCACGUCAUCCCAAGCCCAGAUUGGGUUUACCCCGUACGACGAACACGAACAAGAAAAUCAGACCACGCCGUUUGGAGGCGGCGGGAUGGCGAGUGCCCAGAGUGGAACGUACUCAGGGCAAGCGCAAAGCCAAAUCCAGGGGAAGUUCCAGUACGGGAUUAGGUACACGGGGGCGGCGCAAGCAGGGUCUGGAGGUCGAGACGGGAUUUCCGGGAGAAACGAAAGCAGGAUUUCGAGCUUCGCGGCUUUCCCGGAGUUCAAACCCUUGAAUUUUACUGCAGAUAAGUCCGCGUUUAACACGCAGAGUCAGGUUUUGCAAACCAACGAUAGGUCGAAUGUUCAGAAAACGAUAACACGGGAUUCGUCGGUUCCGAGGGGGCAAGAAGUCGACCAGACUACCGUUCACGAUCUGGAAAUGGAGGAAACGGCUACGGAUGAGUACCAUGAUGAGGAGUACGACGACUAUGAAGGGGACUACACCACCCCUAAGACCAGGACCAAGAGUAUAAUCAGUCAGGCUUCCAAAAACCAGAGGCAACACAUAGUUUUGGAUCCGCUUGAAGAUCUCGACGCGACAGUCCAACAAAGCUACGGUUAUCCUCCUGAUGGUACAAUCCUGCAACCGGGAGAGUACGUCCCGGGCUCUCCCGGUUACCAAAUCCCUCCGGGUUUCAGAGGGAGAGUCAAGUCGGUCGCGAACGGUCAAAACACCUAUUCCACAGGAAAGAACUCUCAAGCUCAAAGCGUCACACUAACCCCUGGGACGGGUCGAGUUAUCUACAAGAGACCCAUCUAUGCGGUAUCGUCGAAUACCCAUUUCCGGAAUGGGCACAUCGGGUUCGGUUCCGGAUACACGUACCAACCGGCUAAUUACCAAGUCAAGAGCGGCAAAUCUCUCCCUAAUUUCGUUUCAUUGACUAAGUCGGAAACUGGUUCGAAGAACCCGUACACAGGUCAGAAGACACCUUCAGUCUAUUACACCCAGUCUUCGAGUUGUGGCGUGUUUACGAACACCUGUGUGUUUAAUGGUAACGGGAAGCUGUGUUUCCCCAAACCCAAAACCAAUCCAGAUGGGUCCUUCGUCUCCUGUUAAUGUAAUUUUUUGUUUAAUUGA